AUGGUGGUUGAGCUCGAUUUGUGUGAUUUUGGGUCAGAGAAGAUGGGUGUUGUUCCUGUUGACCAACUGUUCGAUGAAAAGAACCUCUAUAACAACACUAGGAUACAUGCAUGCAUGACUGCUCUUCACAUUGCAGCAUGUGCAAGACAUAUUCACUUUGUGGAGGAACUGGUCAAAAUGAUGGAUGAAGAAGACUUGGCACUUCACGACAAGAAAGAAAACACUGCAUUCAGACUGACACCACUGUUUAUAGCUGCUUUGCUAGAACGGUCUGAAAUGGCGUGGUACUUAUACCCUAAAACGUAUCCAACACUAAAUGAAACGAACCAGAAUGCUCUAUUUUUUUCUUAUAUCGAUACUGGUCAUUAUGAUUUAGCCAUGAAGAUGCUAGAAGAUGAUACAACACUAGCAAUGACCCGUAAUUCCAAUGCAGAAACUGCCUUACAUGUCUUGGCUCGAAGGCCUUUAGAAUUUGGUGGCCGAAGUACUUUAGGAAUGUGCAGUAGGCUCAUGAACUCAUUCUCAGGCAUUGAGGAUUCGUACAAAAGCUUGAAGCAAACUAAAGCCCUAGACCUAGUCGAAUGCCUUUGGAAUCAAAUCUUGAAACAUGACGAUGACGAUGUCAUGUGCCUCAUCACAGAACCUUCGGAAGUACUAUUUGACGCGACAAGAUUAGGAAAUUAUGAGUUCCUGUCUGUGCUUAUUAAUGCUUAUCCUGAUUUACUAUGGGAAACUGAUGACGAAAAUCGGACUAUAUUCCAUGUUGCAGUCUUGUAUCGUCAUGCAAGUAUCUUCAAUUUAGUACAUGAGACGGGUUUAAUCAAAGACAUCAUAGUGACAUAUACUGAUGAUGAGAAUAACAACAUUUUACAUCUUGCUGCAAAACUAGCACCUCAAAAUCAACUCAAUCUUGUGUCAGGAGCAGCUCUACAAAUGCAGCGAGAGUUAGUAUGGUUUGAGGAAGUGAAAAAGAUUGUUCAACCUCUGUCCAUAGAUAUGAAAAAUAAGGACGGCAAAACACCUCGAGAAUUAUUCACCAGUGAGCAUGAGGGGUUAUUGUGUGAGGGAGAAUCAUGGAUGAAGAACACUGCAAAUUCGUGCAUGCUUGUUGCUACCAUUAUCACCACUGUCAUGUUUUCAGCUGCAUUUAGCAUACCAGGUGGUAUAGCUGAUAAUACAGGAGCACCAAAAUUCCUAAAAGAUACAGCAUUUCUCAUCUUUGCCAUAUCAGAUGGAGUAGCACUCUUUUCCUCUUCAACUUCCAUGCUGAUGUUCUUGUACAUCCUCACCUCGCAGUAUGCAGAAAACGAUUUUCUCAAAUCCUUACCGUUGAAGUUAAUGGUAGGACUCGCAUCACUCUUCAUCUCCAUGACAUCCAUGAUGAUAGCCUUCAGCACAGCCUUCUAUUUAUAUUGUCACUACGGAUUAGGUUUUGUCUCGGAUGUUAUAUUUAUUUUUGCAUUUGUUCCAGUUGUCUUGUUCAUUUUCUUGCAAUAUCCACUCUUGUGCGAUAUGUUCUUGCCAACAUAUUAUUCAAGUCGUAUAUUUCAGCCAAGAAAACAUAUGAUCCAAUAG
Prunus armeniaca (apricot) is the source of this 1575-nucleotide messenger RNA. Lineage: Eukaryota; Viridiplantae; Streptophyta; Magnoliopsida; Rosales; Rosaceae. The record is from the annotation of a GenBank genome assembly.